This is a messenger RNA of Limulus polyphemus (Atlantic horseshoe crab), 3029 nucleotides long. Its product is annotated as tetratricopeptide repeat protein 17-like. Bases 98 to 1453 code for a protein of 451 amino acids. Gene Ontology annotation, cellular component: actin cytoskeleton; cytoplasm. The transcript is spliced from 9 exons. NCBI's taxonomy places the organism in Eukaryota, Metazoa, Arthropoda, Merostomata, Xiphosura, Limulidae. Gene Ontology annotation, biological process: actin filament polymerization. The record is from RefSeq and is a predicted model, not a curated record. Gene Ontology annotation, molecular function: protein binding.
AGGUAGUAGAGGGCGUUAUGUUUACUUAGGGAGUUCCAUGAUAGUGGUCAUUUAAUAGAUUGAGAAGAAUUUUAAAAUGCUGUAAUAUAACAUUAAAAUGGGAUUUCGUAUCGUUGUUCUGAAUAUAUGGUUUGAUGUACUUCUGUUUCUAUUAGGUUAUGGGGAAGCUUCAACUCAUUGGGUUGUAACUGAAGAUGGAAAGAUACAGUCACAGAUGGAUUCUGUCUUUUCAUUGAAAAGACCUUAUGAUUUAAUGGCUCUAAUGCAACAAGAGCAAAGAGCCGUGCUUGUUGAAGAUCUAAAACAACAGCUUAUGGCUCAGAAAGAAGACAUUGAUCUCCGAGAAGACAAAGAAACAAACCUUGAAGAUAAAAUCUAUUCAACGGAUGUAGACUGUAUAAUUGCAGGAAAGCCGUUGACAGAAUUUGACCUUUAUUUUAGCACUGUUAUAUUGUUUGACUCUAAAGAUCUCAGUGUUAAUGACUGCAUGAAAGAAAUGUCAAUGAAGGAAAAGAACAAAAAACCUAACUGUACGGAAAUAAUAGAACUGGAUUUCAGUAUGAAUGCGUUUGAGCAUCUUACGGGAGUUAGGAACCGCCACAACUUAAGUAUGUCUGCUGAAGAAGGCCUUCUACAAACAGUGUCCAGUGGUGUUGACAUUGAAGAAUUUGGAAAUGCUGUAAAUGAAGCCAUGAAAAAGAAUAAAACUUCAUGGAUGUUGUUCAACUUGGCUACAUAUUACUGGAGAGAGAAGGGUGAUGCAAAUAAUGCAAUAGAAUGCCUUCGUCGAGCUUUGCACUUCUCACCAAGGGAACAUAAAGAUAUUGCUUUAAUUAGUCUGGGAAAUGUCUUGCAUCGGGCUCAUUUCUCCGAAGAAGCAGCAGUUGUAGUACGUGCAGCUAUAGAUGUAGAUCUAGACAAUGCCAUUUCACAUUAUACUCUCGGGAUCAUCUAUGCUGUUUUAGCCGACUACAAUAAAUCAGUGGAGUCUUUUGAAAAUGCCUUAAAAGUUCAGCCAGAUUUCAAAAAUGUAGAACAGCAUCUUCAUGCAGUCCUAUGUCAUAGCAAAGUGGAAAAAGCUCUAGAAACUCAACACAGCUCUUUACAACGGACUUUGUCGGAGUUACGAGAUUAUCGAAAACAACAUGAGUUGUGGCUUAAGCAACAAGAACAGCUUUUAAGCGAACAAGCCCCACCUGAAGUUAAGCUCGUACAAAGGCUGGAAUACGAAGAGCAGAAGAUCCGAGAGAGUCUGGAUGGUAGAGGUCAAGAUUGCAUUCAGUUUGAGCAAAGUGGCCACACAGUCCUCAGCUGCAAUAUGAGACGAGAAGCCUAUCAUCAAGGAACUCAGGCACAGGUAGACCUGAACCUCAACCUGCAACUAAUUCAAGCUGUAGAAUCGCAUGCCGGCCAGCUUGGACAGAAGGUGGCAGAUCAAUGCCAUCGAUCUUAAGUGUCGGCUAACAAUACGAAGAAUUGAAUUGUGGCGGAAUGCUACAAGUUCUUCAAAUACCUAUAGAAUGAUAGGUUUAUUUUUUGUGAGUGUAAAACACUUAAAUACACCGGUUCAAUUUUCGAUACCUCACUACUAUAAAGGCUUGGUUUGGUUUGAUAUUUCAUUGGUGGUAGUGUCCAGGGUCACUGAUGAGGAGUGGAAUUCUCCAAAACACCCUCCCCAAUGAAAGAAUAGACCAUUCCAAGCUUUUAUUUGUUGUUAAACAAAUAUUUAAACAACUCUGUUUAUUCAGUCCUAAGUUUUGUCGUGUGCAAUAAAUGUUUACAUAAGUAUCUCUUAUAUAACAUUAAUUGGUUUUCAUCUCAUAUUAAGUAACAGAACUUGUAUAUAAUUGUUUAAUUUUUGCCGUUAAACUUGCACCUGAUAGUAAAUGUGUAAAGAAUAUAAACGUUUUCUUGGUAGGCAGGCAUUCUAUGAACUUCCACUGUUUCUUGUAUUAGGUACUUAUUAAUACAAUCUAUUAUAAGUAUACAAAACUUGAUGUAAAAAAUCAUGUUUUUCAGUCUGUAUCUCAUGAUGCUAGGGGGUUUGUUUACUCGUUACUAGACUAUAUGGAGUUGUAUUUGCACCAUUAAAAACACAAAAACCAGGAUAUGUUAUGAUUAACUUGUAACUAUUAUAAAGAGAUCAGGUAAAAAAUUUCCAAAAUACCUAGAACUAAGACAAGGAGCAUUAUGUGAUCUUCGAUAGGAACUUAGGCCUAUAUCGACACAAACAACAGGAAUAUAAAUAAGAAUUAGAACAAAGUUCUGAAUGGAACAAAUGCUACUGUGAAACAACUCUCUUACAGUGGUAUGUGUAUCUUAGUAACCAUUUGAACAGUGGAUCAGUUGGUGUUUUAAUUGAAGAGAGAGAGAGGUGUAUAAGUGUGUGUGAUGGGAAAUUAUAUAUGUUUAGUAGAUCAAGAUUGCAUACCAUGGUGAUUCAUGAUUAGUUGGAUUUAGUUGGGUAAAUACUGUUGUAAAAGUGUUGAGUUAAUUUGGUAGAUUUCAUGUGAAUUUUAAAAAGAUGUGCUAUCUCUAAUUCAGGAGCAUAGUUUAAUGUCAAUAUUUGCUCUUUGACUCGGACUUAACCCUUUAAAACCAUCCCAGUCAGAAUGCACAUACAAAAGGUCACCUUAUACAGUAGUUAUCAUCAAUUAACCACGUAUUGAAUGCAGCUGGAAAACGUUUUGAAGGUUUUUUUGGCUACCGUUUUAUAAGUUUUCUAUGUAUUUAAAGUAACAGUACCUUGCUUUUGUUUUCAGUAUUAAAAUGUACAAAUUUAGUUACAGAAAAGAAAAACAUUAAAAGUUUAAUGCUUUACUAUAACCAGAAUUGUUUAAGUUUUUUAAUUCCAUGGUUCAUCUUCACUGGGUUUUAUCGGCAACUAUUUAUACACUGAAGUAAAGUUAGUAAUUACAUGGAACAUAAAUGAGAGUUUAGGUUAUUAAGUUGUUUUUUGUACUAACAAAUAACUCCUUUAAAUUAUUCUACAACUCUGGUUGGUAAUAAAUAACGAAAUGAAAGUGGAA